AUGCAUUUGAAAACUGGAUUAAUAUUUCUCAUCAUUUGCCUUGCUCUCCAAGUUCAGGGAAGCAGAGAAGUCCCUAACAAAAUCAACCGUGGUGAAGCCAAACAUCUUGCAGAAGCCUCAGGGUCAGACAAAACAGAAAGGACAACAAAGAGGUCCAGAGUGUCGACCAUAAGGAGGAUAUUUGACAUGGCAAAGCACCGGACAAAGAGGUCAUCCUUUCUCUCCACUGGUGUCAAAGUCUGUCCACAAGAAUCAGUGAAGCAGAUCCUUGCCAGCCACCAAGCUUACUACAGGUUAAGAGUCUGCCAGGAAGCCGUGUGGGAGGCCUUUCGUAUCUUCCUGGAUCGGAUUCCUGAUACUUCUGAAUACCAGAACUGGGUUACUGCCUGCCAGAGGGAAACCUUCUGCAUCUUCGACAUUGGCAAGAACUUCAGCAACUCCCAGGAGCACCUGGAGAUAAUCCAGAGGCGAGUAAAACAUAGAACCUUCCCAGAAAGGAAAGAUGAAAUAUCCACAGAGAAAACAAGUGGCAAAAAGCUGGAAGACAUUACUUCCAUUUCUACAGGUUCCCCUGGCACAGCCCUCUCUCCAUACGCACCACUACCUACUGGCACGCUGCUGAAUGAAAUUGUUAAUGACACGAAGACUCCUGUGAAGGAACUAGGAACAAAUACAGUCCCAGAACUGCCUGUGGAGCAAAUGGUGGAGUUCAGUGUCACUCUGACUGACCAGGAAUUCACCCCUGAGCUCAGCGACCCUGACUCCCCCCAGUACCGCCAGCUCGCCGCCAAAUUUCAGCGACAGAUGCAAAAAAUCUUUGAGAAACUUCCAGGAUUCAAAGAAAUCCAUGUUUUAGGAUUUAAACAGAAGAAGGAGAAAGAUGGCUCCAGCAGCACUGUGGCACGAUACGUGGUCAACUUUGAGAGGGAUGCCUCAGAAAGCAGAAGCCCAGCAGAUGACCUCUCAACCAUCGGAUCCAACAAGGUGGAGAAUGAAAAAAUUCCACUGUCUCCAAAGGAGGAGAGGGAGAGCUCAGCAACCAAACUCACAGUAACAGACCUUCAGCAGCUGGUUGCCAUAGCACUCCAUGAAGACCAGUCCCUGCCCAUGGAUCUUGGAACACUUCAGUUUACUGACGAAUCUAUUAUACCAUCUAGUGAUUUUGAUAAUGAUAUCCAAGCUGUAGUCACUAUUCCUCUGGCAGGCCCUGAUUUGGACUCCAUGAGUGUGGAACUCCCACUAGGCUACCCCAGUCCAGCACCAGUGGACCACACAGGAGGCAUCUUGCUCAGUGAAUCUACAACAGUGCUGAGUGCAGACAUCAGUGCCCCCGAAGACUUCAAUAACUUUGUUUCAUCCGAACCUGUGUUCCCUACCAAACCCUCCAGAAGACCAUAUCUGAGCAAAUCUCCUUCCUACACAGAAGACAAAAUUACUGAAUACCAAGGUUUCACAGUGCCUUUCAAUGUGCUGGGUAGUACUAGCAGUCCUCCAAAACCAGAGGGUUCCUACUUGCCUCCUUCAGCAGAUGACUUUGCUAGCAAUGAAUUGAUCACUGAUGGCUACGAAUCUCCAGUGGAGCAGGCAGGUACCUGGACCCCACCCAAUCUCCUGCCACCUGAAGAUGAGAUCAGUGAAGCUGAGGAAGCUGACCAAGAUGGCCUGUCUGAACAAGCAGUUAAGAUCAUGGAUGAAGAAGAAGAAUCAUCAGGUGAUGACAUUUUGGCUACAGCCAGCAUCUUUGACACGCUGCCUUUCGUCGUCGGUUCAAGCGCUCUCUCGACCGUGCCGCCCGAAGAUGUUCUCUCCUAUGUGUUGCCCUCAGACCAAACAGCACUGCUGCCUGCAGCAACCAGCCCAUCCUACAGCCGCUCUGAGAUCAUUGAACAGUCCAUUGAGCUACCAGACUCCUCGGUGCCUGCCUCUGGGAGCGCCCCUCCUGGGGCAGGAGCGGAGGACGUUGCCGUCGGUUUGAUGAGCACGGCGGCACUGGAUGAAGCGGAGCAGGGCAGUGGUUUUAUCUCAGUGCUGACAACUGAGCCUGCAGAAGCCACCCCAGCUCCUACACUGAAGUAUGUAACUACCAGCUCCAUGACAACUGCAGGCAAAGGCAAAGAACUUGUGGUUUUCUUCAGCCUGAGGGUAACCAACAUGCACUUUUCUGACGACCUCUUCAAUAGGAGCUCGGCGGAAUACAAAGCCCUGGAACAACAGUUCAUGCAGCUGCUACUUCCAUACCUCCAAUCCAACCUCACAGGUUUUAAGCACCUGGAAAUACUGAACUUCAGGAAUGGAAGUGUGAUUGUGAACAGCAAGAUGAAGUUUGCCCGGACGGUGCCGUACAACAUCACGGAGGCAGUGCACUGCGUCCUGGAGGACUUCUGUGACGCUGCAGCCCAACAGCUCAACUUGGAGAUUGACAGCUAUUCCCUGGACAUUGAGCCAGCUGACCGGGCAGACCCCUGCAAGUUCAUGGCAUGUGCCCAGUUCUCUGAGUGCAUCAUGAACGAGUGGACCAAGGAGGCUGAGUGCCUCUGCCAGCCUGGCUAUGCCAGCCAGGACGGACUGCCCUGCCGCAGCCUGUGCGAGCUGGAGCCACACCUCUGUGUCAAUGGUGGGAAAUGCCAGCUAGUUCCAGGGAGAGGAGCUGUUUGCAGGUCUCCAGACCAGGACCAGUUUACAAAGCCAGGACUGACAAGUUAG
This is a messenger RNA of Indicator indicator, 2703 nucleotides long. RefSeq names its product interphotoreceptor matrix proteoglycan 1 (gene IMPG1). Bases 1 to 2703 code for a protein of 900 amino acids. The transcript has 16 exons. Gene Ontology annotation, biological process: visual perception. NCBI's taxonomy places the organism in Eukaryota, Metazoa, Chordata, Aves, Piciformes, Indicatoridae. The record is from RefSeq and is a predicted model, not a curated record.